UCAGGGCUAUAGCAUGGCCCUGGGGUGGGACCUGUUCUCCCAUCCCUUGCCUCACGUCCCUGUUUUUGUUUGUUUGUUUGUUUGUGACGGAGCCUUGGUCUGUUGCCCAGGCUUGAGUACAAUGGCACAGUCUCGGCUCACUGCAACCUCCGCCUCCUGGGUUCAAGCAAUUCUUGUGCCUCAGCCUCCCGGGUAGCUGGGACUAUAGGCAUGCACCACCACGCCAGGCUAAUUUUUUUUUUUCCAAGAUGGAGUCUUGCUCUGUCGCCCAGGUUGGAGUUUAGUGGCACCAUAUUGGUUUACUGCAACCUCCGCCUCCCGGGUUCAAGCAAUUCUCCUGCCUCAGUCUACCAGGGAGUUAGGACUACAGGCCUGUGCCAUCACGCCCGGCUAAUUUUUCUAUUUUUCAUAGAGAUGAGGUUUCACCAUGUUGGCCAGGCUGGUCUUUAACUCCUGAACUCAAGUGAUCCACCUGCCUCGGCCUUCCAAAGUGCUGGGAUUACAGGAGUGAGCCACUGUGCCCGGCCACAUCUCUCUUUUUAAUACUAACAUUACCCUGACCUUUGAAUGGAGAAUGCCCUUCUGUUGCAGGAAAACCUCUUUCCAAACCGUGUUUGUCCUUUGCUGGCAUGCCACAGCAAGAGUCACCAACACAGAAGACUUCUGUGACCAAAUAUUUGGAGGAUUUUCCCCACACACACCAAGCAGCAGACAUCAGCUGGGUGUCCUCCAAUUCAGUUCCAAUGUAAUCAACCAGAGACAGCAUCAGAUCCCACAGGGUUAGGGUGCAGACCCAUGAGACCACCCCCUCCUUCCCAACGGUUACAAGUCCUGAUCCCUGGAACUUCUGACUAACUGGCUUCAAGUUGGAGUUCCCAUGACCCCCUUCCCCUCUUUGGAGUCAACUCAUUUGCUACAGCGACCCACGAAACACAGGGAAACCCUUAUUAUGUUUAUUGCUUUAUUACAGAGGAAAAAAAUUUUUUUCUUUCUUUUUGAGACAGGGUCUCACUCUGUCAUCCAGAAUGACUGCAGUGGCAGCGUCUGGCUCCAUCACCCAGGCUGGAGUGCAGUGGCAUGAUCUCGGCUCACUACAGCCUCCAUCCCCCCAAACCCCACGCCUCAGUGCCCCACCCCGCCAGUGGCUGGGACUCUAAACAUACACCACCACACCCAGCUAAUUUUUUUGUAGUUUUUGCAAAGACGGGGUCUCAUUCUGUUGCCCUGGCUGGUCUUGAACUCCUGAGCUCCAGCAAUCCCCUUGCCUUGGCCUCCCAAAGUGCUGGGAUUACAGGCAUGAGCCACCGUGCCCAACCUCAAAGGAUAUUUUAAAGGAUAGAAAUUAACAGCCAUAUGAAGAGAUAUAGACGGGGCAGUCUGGAAGGGCCCAGAGCAGGAGCUUCUAUCUCCAUAGAGUUGGGGUUACAUCACCCUCCAGGCACAUGGAUGAGUUCUUCACUUUCUGUCAGCCUCCACACGUUCAGCUCUCAGAAGCUUCCCGAACCCUGUCCUUUGGGCCUUUUACGGAGAACUCCACUGGCUGUCCAUGACUGAAGCAUGGACAACUGUGAUAAUGUGAUUGGGCAAAAAGGGUCUGAUCUGAGCCCAGCAAGGCCAGUCCAGAUUCUUUGGGCCUUUGUGCAGCAUUCCUUUCUCCAGGGUAUGGGGCAAGGACCCACUCUGGAAUGAGGAUCCUACAACCCACAAUCAGAUUAGAGUCCUGCCUUGGGCAGCUGAAAAAAGGACAGGAGAAGGUCAGAGAGAGGAAAGGUUGUUUUUUGAGGCCUGAGGCGCCCCAACAUGACAACGAAAGACUGUAACCAUGGUCAUGUGAGUUAUGAGCUAGGAACCCUGGAUGAAACCGACACAUAUACAAUCAUCUCCCACCUCCCAACGCCUUUACUUUCACAGCCUCUGCAGCAAACUGCGGUCACUAUAAUCGCUCCUGUGGCACAGAGGCAUACCCAGGGGAAUCUGCCCAGGGGGCCACUCUGUGCCCACGUGGGAACCCACACAUGCUUGUAAAGCCUCCCCUCCCUCUGACCAGAAACGAGGACAGUUUGUUGUUCCAAGCAGUGGGCUCAUGUCUGUUUUGGCUCAGAACAGGGUGGGGAGAGCGGGCCAGGGACCCACAGGAGGGCUUAUCCUUGAGAUUGCGUGGGAGACACAACAAGGGGUGGGGGCCCGCAGGCGGGGCGGGGCGAAGCAGGUGAUAUCCAGCCCAGAGCCCCAGCCUCUCCCCACAGUCUCACCAUGGCCUGCACCAUGGUGCUCAUCACCGGCUGUUCCUCAGGUAUUGGCCUGCACUUGGCCGUACAUCUGGCUUCGGACCCAUCCCAGAGCUUCAAAGGUAUAGAUAGGUAGGGACAGGGAGGGAGAGAAGGGAAAAGCCCUUGGAGGCCAGAAGAGAAGUCAGAUCUUCCUCCUCUCCCAAAACCUCCAGUGUAUGCCACGUUGAGGGACCUGAAAACACAGGGCCGGCUGUGGGAGGCGGCCCGGGCCCUGGCACGCCCUCAGGGAUCCCUGGAGAGGUUACAGCUGGAUGUAAGGAACUCAAGCUCCCUGGCCGCUGCCUGGGAACGCGUGACCGAGGGCCGUGUGGACGUGCUGGGUGAGCCUCCUGGAAACAUACGGGCUCCUAGGAGCCUCCUCCGCCCUGUGUUGAAACCAGCAUGUCCCCAGGCCCCUGGAGCAUGAGGGGACAGGCCGUGCUGAGGGUGAUGCUGAGGUGGGCUGGUUGGGCCUCUGUCCCCGCAGUGUGUAACACAGGCCUGGGCCUGCUGGGGCCGCUGGGGGAGGACGCCGUGGCCUCUGUACUGGAUGUGAAUGUAGUAGGUACUGUGCCGGUGCUGCAGGACUUCCUGCCAGACAUGAAGCGGCCGGGUUCGGGACGCGUGUUGGUGACUGGGAGCAUGGGAGGAUUGAUGGGUGAGUGGCAGGGACUGGGCCCCGGAGCUCCAGAUUCUUUGUGUGCAGAGCUGAGCCUUGAAGGCAGGCUCCUUAGGGGGUGGGGUGCCGUCAGCUUGGAGGGGCACUGCCUGCCGGGGGAUGACCCCCUGGCCGCUGCGCCUCAGGAACCUCGUCUUGCCACCCAAGGGCUGCCUUUCAAUGACGUUUAUUGCACCAGCAAGUUCGCGCUCGAAGGCUUAUGCGAGAGUCUGGCGGUUCUGCUGCUGCCCUUUGGGGUCCAGUGAGUCAACACCCCCGUCUCCUCAACCCUCUUAACUCUGACCUAGAGACCCCGAGCACCCUGUCCUGCGGAAGCCGCUCUGGUCUCUGCCCGGCUUACAUUUGCUGUGUGCCAGGCACUUAGGCUGGAGCAUUGGCACGCAUUGUGCCACUUGCUGACCUGGCUGCUGAAGUGUUGGUAUUGUUAUGGGGAAGCUCCAGCCAAGAGAGGUUAGGUGACUGCCCCAAGGUCACGCAGCGGCCGGGGACCCCGCCAGGUUCGAAUUCUGACACCAGGGCUUCCUGGCAGCCUCAGAUGGGUUUGGGAGGGCUGUCGAGCAAUAACCCGCUAUUCAAAUGUUCUGGUUAUCCCCAGCGCUCUUUCCACCUUCGGGACGCAGCGGUGCUGUUCCGGGUCGUGGCCAGGGCCGGGGUCGGGGCCGGUGCUGGGGCAGGGGAUGGGACUUGGCGCCUGGGUCGCCUCCGUCCGUGCCCACUUGCGGCUCUCGGGCCAGCAGCGUGAGCCUGAUCGAGUGCGGCCGUGUGGACACCGCCUUCAUGCAGAAGGUGUUGGGCGGUCCCGACCAGGUGAUGGACCGCACGAACACCCGGACCUUCCGCCUCUUGCACCAAUACCUCCACCACAGCAAGGAGAUCUACCGCAAGGAGGCGCGGCACCCUGAGGAGGUGGUGAAGGUGAGCGGGGGGCGGGACUCCGGGAGCGGGGGCGGUGCGUCCUCCUGCGCGCAGCCGGGGCCAGAGCUCUCCUCCCGCCGCCGCAGGUCUUCCUCACCGCUAUGCGCGCCCCGAAGCCGACCCUGCGCUACUUCACAACCAGGCGCUUCCUGCACCAGCUGCUGAUGCGCCUGGACGACC
Messenger RNA from Gorilla gorilla gorilla (western lowland gorilla), 4044 nucleotides. RefSeq names its product estradiol 17-beta-dehydrogenase 1-like. Gene Ontology annotation, molecular function: estradiol 17-beta-dehydrogenase [NAD(P)+] activity. The coding region runs from base 2673 to 3194 and encodes 173 amino acids. NCBI's taxonomy places the organism in Eukaryota, Metazoa, Chordata, Mammalia, Primates, Hominidae. Gene Ontology annotation, cellular component: cytosol. The transcript has a single exon. Gene Ontology annotation, biological process: estrogen biosynthetic process. The record is from RefSeq and is a predicted model, not a curated record.